GUGAAGGUUAAAAUGUGGCGGUAUCUACAAAGUCUAGCGUUGAAGUCGCUCCCAAUUACGGAGGAAGGUUGUGAUUAUAUUGAGUUUAUGUUCCUUCGAGGUAUUAAAAGAGAAUGUAUUCUGUUUAAUUCGAUCUCAUUACCCACCUGCUAUGUCUAAACGUUUUAAGAAGGAGAAAGUUGUAGAGUAUACUGGUCACACUGAACAUUACAGGCUUCCGGACCCUCUUUAUGCUAAUAGAUAUCGUAAUCAAUUUUCACCAGACCAAUCUAACUUCGAAAGGAAUGAUAAUGUUGAUGAAGCACAUCUCUUUGUACCACCUUGUUUACAUUUGCCCCCAUCUUAUGUUUUACACAUGAAUAAUCCUGAUUUCAACACUAGUAAUAAUAAUAAUACUAACAAACAUGGAUCUCAGAGUGUUGUAGAGAAAGUAAUGCUUCGUCUCGUUAAGUAUUUUGAGAAGCCACAGAACAAUGCACCACAUGAACACACCAAUUGUAAUUACCUACACAGUGAUUCAACAUUUGAAGAACGUCCACUUAUUUCUGAUCAUGAUGAAUAUGGUGGUGAUCAUGUUUAUUCCACUGCAGCAACAGCAGCAGGUGCAUCAACAUCAUCACCAACUACAGAAGACGGUGUGGAUUCAACAGCUUCUACUUUUAUUAAUCCAAACGAAGUAGAAAGUUGGAUGCGUCGUCGAUUGUAUUAUCAUUUUAUGACACCUAUUGGUAAAUUUCAUGCUAAACGACGUAUUCCAUUCAAACUGUUCGUUCAGAUUCUCAAGGUGUUACUAGUUACAAUCCAGUUAAUUGAAUUUGGAUUUUAUCGGGCAGCUCAUGUAUCUUUUGGUGAUGUAUCACAUAAAGCAUUUUGUCAUCUAUACUUACGUCAAUGGGAUUCACAAUAUGAAACAUUAGAUUAUCCACCAGCAACUGGUGAUUAUGCUGUAUACACAAUAAAUGAUUUUUAUGAACACGUUGGUUAUACUAUCACCCAGUUCAAUAAAACAAAAGAAUUGGCCAUUGGUGGUUAUAUGUUUGAUUCAUUGAAUCCAACAAUGAAAUUAUGUAUGAGAUAUGUAUCCCCUACUACAGAUAAGGAUAAACAUCCUAUGCUCAGUGUAUCAUAUAUACGUGAAUCAGAAAAAUGUACAUCUAUUGAAGUGAAUAAAAUCAAUUCUGAACAAUUAGCUAAUGGAAAUUUAAUAAAAACAUUUUUACAGGAUCAUCAAUUGGAUAUUGAUUUUAAUUAUUUACUUGGAUUUGAUAUUUAUUUCAAUCUGUUAUCUCCACCAAUUUAUCAGUUGGAUUGGACACAAAGCACUGAAUGUUAUCGUUUUAUGAUUAAGAUAUCUUUAGAGAAUCCUUCCCAAUCCGGUCAAAUGAAAAUUGUCCUACGUGCACCAUAUGCAUCCACUCCAUGUAUUGAUAUUUCAAAACAAUUACAUAAUAAUCAUACAUUUGAUCAUAAUAUAUCUAUAAUGUAUUCAUCCUCAUCCUCAUCCUCAUCAUCGUCAUCCUCCUCCUCCUCCUCAUCCUCAUCAUCAUCAUCGUCAUCUUCAACGACUACUUCAUCAUUAACAUCUACUAUAACUGAACAAUAUAAUCAUGAGAGAAAGUAUAAAUUAUUAAUUCAAUUUUGGAAUUCAACAAUGAAUAAAUCGAUUGAAAUGAAAUAUUUAUUCUCGCAUAGAUUAUUAGUUAUACUGAUUGAUAGUUUUACAUUAAUUCUUAGUAUUAUUUCAUGUAUUCUAUGUAUACGAUCUAUUAUACAAGGAUUUUAUAUGUGGAUUGAGACUGUUGGAUUCUUUAAGAAUUGGUUUGGAAUUCAAUUGAAUGGAGUGUUUUGGGAAUUUAUUCGUCCAUGGAUUUUAUUUAUCAUAGUCAAUGAUUUGGUUAUCAUCACUACAUCAAUAUAUGCAUUGAGUACAUUGAAUCAUAUUCAAGUGAAAUAUGAACCAUUGACUUAUUUAAUGGGUAUUGGUGCACUACUUGUCUGGAUUGGUAUACUAUACUAUGUUGGUUUCUCAUAUGAUAACAGCUUACUUAUUCGUACUAUCUCACGUUCUAUACCGGGUUUAUUACGUUUUUGUGUUUGUGCAUUAAUCUUAUUUUUUGCAUUCAGUUUAUGCGGUUGGGUUGUAUUAGGACCAUAUAAUGUAAAAUUUCAUACAUUUAUGUCUACAGUUGAAUGUUUAUAUAGUUUAAUUAAUGGUGAUGAUAUGUUUGUCACAUUUACUAUUAUUAAUCAAAAUGCUCCAUUUGGAAUUUAUUUAUUUAGUCGUUUAUUUUUAUAUUUAUUUAUUACAUUAUUUAUAUAUGUUGUAUUAAAUUUAUUUGUUACAAUUAUAUUUGAAGCAUAUGAAGAAGUGAAAGUAAGUUAACAUUGGGAUAUUUGAUGAAUUGAUUAUCUGGUUAAUGUUCCUUUUUUUUUUUCUUCCUUAGCAAGUUAGUUCUCUACGAGAUAAGAUCGUUAACCUUAAUGCCUGAUACCUUCUGUUUUAUUCGGAUUGGGAAUAGGCAGUAGUCUCCGGAGGGACAUUAGGCGAAGUUUAAUAUUUAUAAUAACAAUCUUUAUUGAUUUAUUUAAACAUAUAGAUAUUGGUAUUGAGGGGGAGGGAACUCCGCCUGGAAUCCCUCCGGGGGCUACUGUCGGUCCCAAGCCCGGAUAAAGGAGGAGGGUUAGCGUCCCCAUCCCGUAGAAAACUAACUCGCUAAAAAAAACGCUAACCAGAAAGUCAUUGAGGGGGGGGCGUCGAAUAGAUUUGUAUGAGGGCUGUGGUACUUCCCCGAUGGGUGGGAGCUAUACCUAGAGCCUUUGACCUGAAGGUCUAAUCCACUAGGCGAUGGAACAAUGUAAGGAGAUGCAAUUCUAUGGUAGUCGAUGACCAACAAUCGGUUCAUAUACCAUUUGUUCUUUCAGGAUCCUAAAACUUAUGUACACCAUUGGUUUAGAAUCAGGGUUUUCCAACUCUUCUAGGUGGAUCUUUCAUAUUCAUCAAUUCAGUUGAGUUGUCGGACAUUCGGUUUUCGUCUUCUCGAUUUCGUAAACAAUAUCCCCCGCCACGAGAAGAUAGUGAGCGGGACUUCACUAACAGUGGUUGUAUACAUGUAGCCAUGUGAGACCAUUUCAAGAGGGAGGUCUGACUCUUCCCACUCUCGGCCGUGUACAAAUACACAAGUUUGUACACGUUAUCUUCGUGCCGGACAUACGCUUUUCGUCCUCUCUAUUUUAUAAACCACACCCCGGUCACGAGAAGGCAUUGAAUAGGACUUCUCUGGCAGAGGCUAUAUACGCGUGGCCACUCUCGGUCGUACCUGGGCAUUUGGGGGCAAUUCGGACACUACAAGAAGGGUAGUGCUUUACGGAGGCUAGCCCCUAUCUUCGGACAAGCCGAUUCCAAGGGGGUAAAUGCAUUCUUAACAAACAAAAGAGUACUCUCUCCAGAACUCACGUCGACGUCUCCGAGGUCAGUUGCGUUACUAUGUAAAGCUGUGAAGGUCUCAUUAUGAGAUUGGAUGUUCAUCAUUGAUAGUGUGAAUGACACGUUUUGUUGAUUGUUUAUGCAGAAAAUUGGUUUGUCGGUUAACUGAUUUCAUUUAUACUGGUAGUUGUUUUUUAAUGUUCUUAUUGUUAUUGGGAUAUUGCUAUUGCUAAGAUUAAUGUGUUUGACUGUCGUGUAACUGGAAUAAGUCAACUUUCGUUUGUUUGUGCUGUGCAUAAUUGAUUCACGUGAUCAUUGAUCAGAAUAAUUAUUAUACAUGUGACGUGAAUGUGUAUAUGAAUUGUGCGAAUGGUCCACCAAGGUGCUUGGUGCCUGUGUGGUUGCGCCACAAGUUUUAAAGCCUAUAUGGUGUCUGGUUCUCAUGUGAAGCAGGAUUGAGCUAUACUGCUCGAGUUAUAAAAUUUAAGCCUGGAUGCUGUCUGGUUUCCCUGGAAACGGAAAUGAGCUGUACUAUUUAGCCUACAAGUUUUAACAGUUUAGGGGUUGUGGAGAUUGUUAAGUUUUUAAUUGAAAUCAUGAACCGAUUGAUGCUAGACCACCAUUGAAAACGUGGAAGCCCUGGACGGCUGUUUCGUCCUGUUGUAGGACUCCUCAGUAGUGCGCAUCCACGAUCCCGCUGGAUGCCGGCUCCGUGGUCUAGUAGGCUAAGCGUUUGCGCGCGAAACGGAAGACCUUGGAUUCGAAUCCCGCUGGCAGGAUCGUGUGUGUGCACUGCUGAGGAGUCCCACAAUGGGACGAAACGACCGUCCAAUGCUUCCAGGUUUUCAAUGGUGGUCUAACAUCAAUCGGUUCAUAAUCCCAAUCAAAUACAGAUUUUAAGCUUGGGCGGUGUCUGAUUCUCCUGUUAAACGGGAUUGAGCUAUGCUGUUUGGAUUGUCACCUGAAGGUAUGGAUAGUGUCUGGUCCUUCAGAAAACCAGUGUAAAAUUACCCUGGCCCAAAAUCGUAUAUUAUAUAACUAACUAACUAAAUAAUAUUAAUAAUUCAUUUGACUAAAAUUCUAAUUGAUCAUCCAAACAAAUAGUAUAGGGAUGAUCAGUCAUGUAUUUACUUACUUACGCCUGUUACUCCCAAUGGAGGAGCAUAAGCCACCGACCAGCAUUCUCUAACCCACUCUAUCUUGGAUCUUCCUUUCUAGUUGUAUCCAAUUGUUGUUCAUUCUUCUUCUUUUAAUAUCUGUAUCCAUUUCUUUCGUCUUCAUCUUCUACUAUGGGGUUGAUGAUUCCAAGUGAGGGACUGCUUUUUGAUGCAGUUGGGUGCUUUCCUCAAUGUGUGUCCUAUCCACUACGAUGACCAGUUCUUUGUCUAUUUAGUCUUGAAUACUGAUCAAGUCCUUUCAAUUACAUGGAUGUGAUUGUAAUCAAUAAACUAAGUGUAUCACCAUUAUGAUUCACUUGUUUUUAAGUUUGUUAAUCGGUUAAAAGUAUUCAAAUUUGGUAUUAUGGUAGUUAGUAGUCUCAGAUAGGUUAUCCUAGGUCUAUUUACAAACAUCACUGAUUUGUGAAGCUAUCGAUUAUUCAUAUUAUGGUGGCUUCUAAAGUUGUGAUGUUUAUUUGUAACAACCAAUUUCAAACAAAUUUUAUAUUAACAAACAAUUUUUUAAAAAAGAAAUCCCCCUCAGUAUCAUUCAAAUGUAAAUCUCAUCUUGUUUGGUGAACCCGAAUUUCUGCAUACAAAAUUUAACUACUUAUAAGUAGGUAGAAAAAAAUGUCUUAAAAUCUAGCGCCGACUUCAGUUAAAUUGAAUUCAUAACGUUUCAUUUGUCCUUAUUUGUCGCAAUUGGAAAGUCAUCAUCCAAUCUAAUUUGAAACUUGAUGAAUUGAGAUCAAUUAAUGUGAUUGGAGUGAGAAAAGUCAAGUAUGUGAUAAACUGUAUUACGAUCUCAUACAAAUUAAUAUGCUGUUGUGUUGCUAAUAGGAAUAAACUUAAAGUAUUUGUGAACUGUUCAAAUAUCUCUUUGCAGUAUAAAACCCUGGAACUGGUGACUACUGUAUUAAACUCAAGAGAGAUCGAACUAUACCGGUUUUCAUCUAAUUUAUCCAACAGAGUUGGGUUUGUAGUGAAUUUAAUCAGUUUUCAGCGAAUAAUAAAUAGCCGAUUCUGACUUAGUUCUCCAAGUUAUCUUGUUUUAGUUGCAUUAUCAUCAGUAACUUUCAGAAAAAUUGACAGUAUAGGGUGAAAUGGAUAAAUCUAUUUAUGGUUAAUAAUGUUUAAGUAUCGAUAAAGUGGAAUUUUCGCUAAAUAUUAUCAUAGCCAGACCUACACACAAUUAGAACAUCAACGGAUAGCGUUUGCUUAUGUGAAAAUGGUUUUAUAUCUUCAUACACUUGACAUGGUCAUCAACAAUCAUAAAUGUAUUCACCAAGAGACAUUUAUUUAUUUAUUUGAAUACAUCGAGUACACAAAUGCGCCACGCUUCGCCAUUCCAUUUGUAUGAGAGCUAGGAUGCUGCCCAGAUCGAAGCAGGUGGUUUUCUUCGGGGGCUACACCCGAAGCAUCUGACCGAAAGGUCUGAUCCACAAGGCAGUGAAGCAACGUGAAGAAAUGUAGUCUCAUGGUAGCCAAUGAACAACAAUAAGUUCGAUAUUUGCGCUCAUGAUGGUUCUUUUGAGAUGAAUCUACGAGCAAAUGAAAUGGGAGUCGGUUUUCUGUGACCACUGUACUAUCAUUUCUUUGCAUUUGAUUUAUAUGUCUUAAGCAUUUUCCGACACCUUUCCGGACUAGGUACAGUACAUUUCCGAUUCGACGUUCUAUGACACCUGGUUCCCACUUACUAUUACCUUGAUACGAUCUGAGAAGUACCUUUUCACCCACCUGGAAGGUACGACUGACCUGACGAUCUUCAUUUGUGGGUUUAUUUGUCUUUCUGGGCGGCAACAUACUGUUAAAGACUGUCCGGAUUUUCCUUCCGAACAUACACUCGGCCGGAGACUUUCCUUCUGAUACUGCCGGAUUACGGGUAACUCUGCGAGACCAAUCAGGGCACUAGGUCGUUCACUACGUGUUUUACGUGUCACUAAUCGAUCGAUAUAAACGCCGCGUAUCAAAUCCUGCAGUCAUCCAAGUCACCAAGAGUCUCCAAUCAUUGGUUACGAUAGUCACGCGGACCCCAACCAAGUAGUCUGCAUCUACGAACAAGGUUAAGACUAGAGGUUCGUGACUUCAAGCAAUGAUGCCACGUUUUGGUUUGGCCACCACUAACCUUCUUCCAACCAUCCCCAACACCGGUUAGCAUUGCAAUCGGUGUUUAGGCAUACGUAACACGUGGCCCAGUCGUCUCAGUCGAUGAAGAUCCACAACCUCGUCAACUAAUUUACCUUCAUUCCAUUAUAUCUUGUGUCGAACCUUACUAUUACUUACCCGGUGAUCCCAGCAAAUGCAAGUAAUAUCUUUAAUACAUCUAUGAUCAAGUACUAGUAACUAACAAAUCUUCUACUCUUAAUGGCCAUGUUUCGCUGCCGUAAAUUAAAACAGAACGGACUACCGCGCAGUAUACUCGUCCUUUUAUUGAAAGACGGAUAUUUCGCCUUCGCCAAAGGUGACGUAAGUUGACAAAAACCAAACGAGCUUUCGGAAUCCGUUCUGAGGUUUCGUCAGACACCUCUGCAUUAAAGUUUUGCCUUAUUUAUUCAUUGAAUGAAUUGUUUUUUUUUUGUUUGUUUGCUAUCUCUCUCUCUCUCUCUCUUAUAUUUCAAGGAUAUGCAAAAUACCCAUGGACGUUCAAAUAAUUCACCAUUAUGGCAUUUUGUUUGUCAACAAUAUUAUAAUCCUAAAUCAUCUAUAUUUAAAGAAGAUGAAACACGACCUGAUCGACAUUUACUUCAUGAACAUGCACUUGGUUAUAUGAUGAAAACAACGACGACGACGACAACAACAACAACAACACCAUCAAUAGCAAAAAAAUCAUCUACAUUAAAUUCACAUCAUAUUAACAGAUUACCAUCAUCAUCAUCAUCAUUUAAUGAUGUAUGCUUAAAAUGUAAACAUUCCUUCACAGAUCAUUCACAUAUUCCACAACAACGACAACACCGUCAACAUCAAGUAGGUGAUAACGAAGAAAGAUGUUGUUAUUGUUGUCAACGUCAUCAACAAUAUUCAUCAUUACAAAAUAAUAAUAAUAAUAAUAAUAAUAAUUCAUUAAAUCAAUUGAAUCAUUUUAUAAAUAUAGACAAUAACUCUACUAUGACUAUAGACAAUAAUAAUUCAUAUCCAAUUGAACACAUUCAACAAGGAAUUGAACAAAUCCAUGAUGAUAUUCAUGUAAAUAAUGUUCGUAAUCGAAUAAUUGAAGGAGUGAACAUAAACAUUACAGCUGAUGAAUCUAUUCAUGAAUAGAUCAUUACUCAUUACAAUUCAUUACUGUUUAUGGAACUUGUUCUUUUAUUCUUUAUUUUAUUGACUAUUUCUAUUGUGACCACUUGAAUCAUUGAUGCAUUUUGUCUUCGUUUACUCUCUCUCUCUCUCUCUCUCUUGUUUUUUUUUAUAUAAAAGAAACCUCAUUGUAUUGUUUUAUCAGAAUUAUUAUUAUUAAUACUACUACUACUACCAAUUAUGUGUUAGUAGUAUCUAUCUAAUUAUCUAUUUCUUUUCUUUUAACUAAUAACAAUAUGAUUAAAGCAUAGUUUAUAGUUUGUUUACAAAUUUUUAUUGUUGAUUUCAAAUUAUAUUGUACUGAUACUAUCUGAUUUUUCUAUGCUAAAAACAAAUAAAUGAAGUGGGUUUCGAACCUUGAACUUAUUGACCACAUGUGGAAAGUUGUGAACAAUUAACAAAUUAACAAAUCAACCGAUAAGUAAUAUGCACUGUCCACAGGUAUCUAUCUUAUCGUUGCUUUUGUGUGGAUGAGACCACUAAUAUGGACUAAUCGAAUAUAUUUGAAUAUAGAAUGUCUUAAUAAAAAUCUGAGAAUAAUAUAAUAAAUAAUUUACUUGGAAAUUAUCAACUAAUCAUCUUCAACUUGAUUGUUCUUUUGUUUCUACAACAAUCUAUGAUCUCCUUAACAUUCUGUUAUUAGGCAUUUCAAUUUUGAUUGAUGAUAUAUACUACUUAUAUCUGUCAACAUUGGUAGCACAUACCAGUGUAUCUUAUAAAAUAUGCAUAUAUAACAACUAAGCACCAGAAAAAAACAUACCUUCGAUAAUAUGAUGUUUUAGGAUAAUGUAUGUAUAAUAUAAUAUAUGAAGUCUGCUUAUGUUCGUAUCUAUAAUUAUUACUGUUAUUAUUGUCAUUAUUGGUCCCCCAACAUAUUAGAUAUUCUUUUUAUCUCUUCUUAUCCUUCCCGACCGUUGUUGCUACCUUGAUGUGGUGGUCGGGCUUGCCUAUCGUGAUGAGGCAACCGAGCUAUACUGGCUGGAACAACCGCUACUCAAGGUGCUACCAUGGAAGACAGGUCGGUUGAAGAGCGGUAAGACUAAAAGCAACAAACCCGAGGUCCGAAGGCGAAGUCGUACUGUUGACUGUACAGAGGUGUGGCAGCAGUAAGGUGUUUCCUUCAGACAACCAGCAUGACAGCGAUGCUGCCUUCUCACAAGGAAGAGUGCGGUUAGAAAAGGUCGACCCAAAAAAUGCACACCUCACCCUAUCCCAUGGAUAUUCGUCUCCGGCGGUAAGGUCUCAACAAGUACGGAGCUAACACAAAAAUUACACAUAAAAUGGUCGUGUGUGACCGACCUCAAGCAGUUGUCUCUUGGGCACUGCGGUCACGCUCCCAGGUUACUAAGACCACCUCUAAUCCAACUUCCUUUUCAGUUACCUCCAGAAGAACCCUUCCACGCUCUGG
This is a messenger RNA of Schistosoma haematobium, 9283 nucleotides long. RefSeq lists its product as uncharacterized. Gene Ontology annotation, molecular function: NAADP-sensitive calcium-release channel activity. The coding region runs from base 152 to 2383 and encodes 743 amino acids. The record is from RefSeq and is a predicted model, not a curated record. The transcript is spliced from 11 exons. NCBI's taxonomy places the organism in Eukaryota, Metazoa, Platyhelminthes, Trematoda, Strigeidida, Schistosomatidae. Gene Ontology annotation, cellular component: plasma membrane; lysosomal membrane.